Messenger RNA from Triplophysa dalaica, 818 nucleotides. RefSeq names its product centrosomal protein 20 (gene cep20). NCBI's taxonomy places the organism in Eukaryota, Metazoa, Chordata, Actinopteri, Cypriniformes, Nemacheilidae. Gene Ontology annotation, molecular function: protein binding. Gene Ontology annotation, biological process: microtubule anchoring; cilium assembly. Bases 136 to 570 code for a protein of 144 amino acids. The transcript is spliced from 5 exons. The record is from RefSeq and is a predicted model, not a curated record. Gene Ontology annotation, cellular component: motile cilium; ciliary basal body; centrosome.
GUGUACAGUUAGAACAACAUAAUUUGCCAUAUACAUGCGUGUAAAACUAAGUAACAGAAAGCGGUCUAUGUUCGUGUGCAGUGAGCGCCGCACUGACCUCUAGCGGACGCUUCACAGAACUGCACAAGAGUUGCAAUGGCAACCACAACAGAACUGAAGAGCGCUUUGAGAGAGACGCUGGAGGCCCGUGGGGUCCUUCAGCAGCUGAAGGCGAGAAUCCGGGCGGAAGUGUUCAGCGCCCUGGACGAUCAGAGCGCCCCACGGCCGCCACUCUCCCACGAGAACCUGCUGAUCAAUGAGCUGAUCCGAGAAUACCUGAACUUCAACAAGUAUCGAUACACAGCAUCUGUACUGACCGCAGAAUCAGGACAACCUGAAGUUCCCCUGGACCGCCAGUUUAUAGCCAACGAGCUCAAUGUUGCCGAAGAUUCAAGUAGUAAAACAGUGCCAUUGUUGUACGGCUUGCUUCAUCAUUUCCUCGGCAGUAAGGAUGAAAACAAGGGAAAAUUCGUAUUGAGAGGCUCAUCUAUGGCACCUGAGUCACACAGCCGUCUUAAUGCGGAGUCAUAACCCUGACCGGAUGGCAGAAGCGACACUUACAGGAGGAAAAUCAGAAAUGCUGUUUCUCAGUUAAAGAUGCUGAAAUACUCUGGUUAGGUUAGCCUCCUCAUUGAAUGCAUUGCAGUUGAAUGGGAUCUACAACAUAACGCAUUUCCUCACAAAUCUUAUGUUAGCAGUUUCAGCAACAGAUAUGUCCAUUUUUUUGUACCUUUUUUAUUUAAAUGUAGCAUAUUAAAUAUACAAUUGUUGUAAUAUGA